CAACAUCAAACACGUUUUGAUGAACGAUGUAAUAACAGGUGAGAGAUUACGCUCUAGAACGAUUAUACUGUUGUGACGUCACACAUAGUAAAAUACCAUUUCGAUUUAUGACAAAUUUGUGUUCUGUUGAAGGGAACAUUUCAGUCAUGUCAAACUGCUUAGGUGAAAUCAUGUCAAACUGCUUUCGUUUUGCUUAGCUGAACGAUAUUCAUAGACAAAUGGGGACACAGGAGCCCCCCUCCAUGGAUCUUCCCUCCUACAACAGCCAUAAUGAAAGGGGCAAGUCAACCACUGAGAAGUUCCUUCCCAGAGCAGAGGUGGUCAGGUCCAAACUCAUCCAGAGCUUCUAUCUGCUGGACCAGUUACAGGAGGAGCAGAGAGGAAGCCCCAAAUACUGCACCAAUGAUGUUUUAGACGAGGAGAACUACACCAGUCUGAUGGGGAAGGACACACACCAGCUGGUGCGCUUCGAGAUCUCCCCCCAGAGGGACAGCACCAUCACCAUGGACCGCCGUCGCCAGGGACGACUGGAGAACCUCCAUGCCAACUAUCCGCCCUUGAACAUGUUUGCCCACUGGAUUCUAGAGAGUAAAAUAUUUAUGAAUAUCAUUGUCAUCCUCAUCAUUCUGAACACCAUUGUAUUGGAGAUACAAGCAGAGGUGUUUGACAACAUGGACCCCAAUCUGGAGAUUGUGAAAUUGGUUCUGGAAAUGUUGGACUGGAGCAUCCUGGCCAUCUUCUUCCUGGAGAUCGUAUUGAAGUGGUUGGACAACUUCUGGAACUUCUGGAAAAGCACCUGGAAUAUCUUUGAUUUUGCUGUUACCAUGCUGUCUGUUAUACCAGAGAUCGUGAAGGUCUUCAAAGGGGUGGACACUGACGACUUGGAGAUUGUGGCACUCCUAAAGAAGUUCCGUAUCCUCCGCUCCCUGAAAAUUAUCUCUAAAUUCAGGCAGAUCCGCCUUAUCGUGUUGGCCAUCUCCAAAGCUUUCAAGGCUAUGACCUUCAUCUUCUUACUGCUGCUGGUGUUUGCUUAUAUCUUCGCUGUGGUUGGAGUCAUCCUGUUCGAGAGUUACACUCGCUCCAACGUCGAGGGCCUGGUCUACAAUAUGAACUUUAAAGAUAUCUACAACUCCUUCAUCACCCUCUUCAUCCUCUUCACCAUGGAUCACUGGUACGCUCUGCUCGCCGACACCCGCAAAGUUCCAGAACUGGACAAAGCCAUAUGUGGCCUAUACAUCAUCCUCUGGCUCCUCAUAGGCUCCUUCGUAUUCCGCAAUAUCUUUGUGGGUAUUAUGGUGAAUAACUUCCAGGCCAUCCGGAGUGACCUCUCUAAAGAGGUACAGCAGAUUGAGAUCCAGGCCAAAGCUGAUCUCUUUAAAGCUGAGAUCAUAAACAGGAGGAUAAGUAAUUUGAAAUUUGCCAGGCUGAGCAAAGUGGCAGAGGGUGAUGAAGAGUCAUUUUCCACUGAGGAUCUACUAAAGUUUACAAGAUGUAAUAUUCCAGAAAAAGACUGGGAGUCGUACGUGGAGGAGAACAUGAAGGUGAUGCAGGAGCAGGAGGAGAACGAGAAGGUCACCUGGCCCCGGGAUUCCCUUUUCAGGUACUUUGAGCUGCUGGAGAUGCUCCAGCACAACCUGGACGAGAGGAAGAGGCUGCAGAACUUAGCAGUUCAGGCUUUGCUAAACCUGCACGACUCAUAGGACCCCACAUCGACAUCUAUUCAGAAGAAGAAGAGCCACCAUAUUUUGAAGAAAAUGAAACAUGUUUUUUCUCUUCCCAGUAUUGUCAGUGUCCAUGUUCAAUUAGUCAUCUAGUUUACCCUGAUGUGGAGGGCAGAGAGAGCCAACGAUAGCCUGGUUAAACCAUACUGAAUGCUGCGCUCACCGUUGUUUUACUUCACCUCAGUUUGGAUGCCAGGCUAAGGCAAUGAGGUCAAAUAUAUUUAUUCCUAGUAGUAGUCAACUUGAAUGGUCUCACAGUUCCACCCAAUAUGUAAUAGGGGGUACUCUUACACAGUGUCACUGAGCCCCCUGGGAGGUCAUGCACCGUGUCCACCACAGUUCCCCUUAAGAUUAUUCCCUGCCAUCUUAGACUGACAUGUGACAUCUUAGACACAUCAAGGUUACAUUGGUACUGUCCUAUGCAAUAGCUGGUGGACAAUAACAAUUGUUGUUUUUUUAAAAAGAAGGCUACAUUAAGUUCUCAGCGCAGAGGUUAAUCUCAAAGUAGUUAAGAAAUGGCUGCCAGACCUUAGAAAACUUUUGAGAGGAGCCACGGGUGGAAUAUUUUACCUUCACAAGUUUGAGAUGUGCCAUAACAUCCCUAACUCAGUGAGCAUGCGAUGGCGGGGUAUCGCGCGGGCCAGAAGGGACGAGAAGGCUAUGGCCUCUGCUUGGGUAAUGCAGAAAGUAAUGUCUUCGGGGGCGCCCCAAUAAUAGGGACAAAAGGGAGUUGGGGCAAUUUUUUUAUUGCAUAUAUAUGAGAAAGUCUCAAAGAUAGAGCACCAGAAUGGACCUAGUGUCGGGCAUGACCAGUACAUGUGAUACAGAGUGGUGGUUGGCUGAUGGCAUCUAGAGCAGGUUGGGUCUAUUUCUGUUUACAAUCUGGUAGGUCUACUCCUGCAAACGUGUAGGCGAUGAAAUACUUUAUAACUGUAGUAACUCAUGUCUAAUGCAGAUAGAGGAUGAGUGUAUCCUGUCAAUUGCAGAAUGCCAGGUGAUUUCGGAGAUCUCGAUUCCAAACCCUUCCUCCCAUGAACGAUUUACAUGGUCUGGCAGCCAUUUCUCGACUACUUUGAGAGUAACCUCUGCUCUGAGAACUUAAUGUA
This is a messenger RNA of Salmo salar (Atlantic salmon), 2827 nucleotides long. The record is from RefSeq and is a predicted model, not a curated record. Lineage: Eukaryota; Metazoa; Chordata; Actinopteri; Salmoniformes; Salmonidae.